AUGGCUCCUCCUCAAGACUACUACACAUAUGACCAGGCAGUUUCUACCUCUGCCUCCUCGCAAUCACGUGUUUCCAGCAACUGGUCGAAUGCGAAUGGAACUUCAUAUGCAUUACCAGCUACAACGUGGAACGGACAAAGUCAAACUAAUGGUCCUAUAACAGUUUCGAAUUUUGCAGAGCAGCCGCAUUCUUCAAUUCACGUUAAUAAUCAUAAUUCUACACGACCGCCGGCACCUAAUGGAAUAUCGAUAAAUACUAGCAAUUUACCGAUAAGUAACAAUUCAACAAUACUUAAUAUCGAAGGUGGUAAUAUUUCACAAUUGAAUACACUCGCUGAAACGACGGGUGCGAAAUACGUGAUACAUACUGGAGAUUUUGGAUUUUAUGAAAAGUCUACUUUGGAGAGAAUCACCAGUUCAAGAACAUUACGUUAUCUGAUUCAAUAUAGCAAUCUUAUGCCUCCCGAAAAGCGUGCGGUCCUCCUGGACUCAAAUACUACCACAGAAGAAAUACGACGUGAACUUGUAUCUUCAGAGACCCCACUUAUCUCGGAGUUUCCUCUGCUUCUUGAAGGGAAACUGAAACUCCAAAUUCCCGUAUACACUGUUUGGGGAUCAUGUGAAGACAUUUGGGUGCUCGAGAACUUUAGAUCGAAAAAAUACAAUAUUCCAAAUUUACAUAUAUUAGACGAAUCAAACUCGGCUCUCAUUAGUAUAGGAAAUGUGAAUUUGCGGCUUUUUGGAUUAGGAGGUGCUGUUGUGUCGCAUAAAUUAUUCGAUAACGGAGAAGGAACAACUACAAUUGCUGGUGGUGGUGGUACAAUGUGGACUACGGCUCUACAAAUUGGUGAAUUGGUCGAUACAGCUCACAGGGUUUAUCAUCCUACCGAGACCAGAAUUCUUGUUACCCAUAAUAGUCCCGGUCUAAUUGGAUUGCUUUCUCAGUUAGCCCUCGCUCUACGGGCGGACUUUACUAUCUCAGCUGGACUGCAUUUUCGUUACUGUGUUUCAUACAACGAAUUCUCAGUACAAUGUGACCAAGAGAAUUAUAGAAGCAAAUUAGAAAAUUCACGAAAGAGUUUUUAUCAAAUGUAUAAUUCCAUUAAAGAGAAAGUAGAAAAUAGUGUCGAUGAUGCACAAAAAGCAUUGCUUGAUAAUGCAUUAGCCGUAGUUAACCGGGUACCGGCUCAAGAUAAAGAAGAAAAUGCUUUCAAGAAUAUAUGGAAUUUUAAUUUACCCGAUGCAGCAUUCGGACAUUUAUUAUUAAACGUCAAUGACGGACGGAUAUCAGCAGAAACCACAUCACAAGGAUUCAAUUUUUCACACCGUCGAAAUAAUGCGCAGGUGGAUGGUCCAAGCGGCACAACAACAAACUCUGUUAAUCAAACCCCCGAGAGUCCAAGCUCUGUUAAUCCUGUUAGUCGUCGCCAGCCAUCACAAUGGCAGACGCUCACACCUCAAGUUCAACCAGUGAUGCGAUCACCGUCACCCCAUAAGAUAAAUAAUAGAGCUGUGUCGCCUGCAAAUUUAAACGAUCAAGUCGGAAACAAUAAUACUUACCGUAAUGCACCAUCAUUACUUGCUCCAAAUGAAACUCCUUCACGAAGAGGAACACCGUCUCCAAAUGAUUACCCGGAAACCAAAACAAAUAGCAGCAUUAAUAUGAACAGUAGCACCGUUAGCAUCAAUAAUACUAUUAACGCCACAACCACCACCAAUAAUCAUACCUUUAAUGACAAUGAGAGUAACAAUGAUUAUACAGAAAUUAAUAAUUAUACCAGUCACAAUAUCCCUCCAACGCAAACUUGGGCGGAUCAUACAGACAAGUUCAAAUUGAAUAUUCUACCGGUUACGGAAGACGAUCUUAUGGAGUUCUUUUCCUCGGUCAAAGAUGGAAUCGAGAAGGUGAGAAUAGUGUUUGAUAAAAAUAAUUCUUCAAUUCAACGUAAUUUUGCAUAUGUUGAUUUUCGGGACGAAGAAUCUCUACAAAAAGCCCUUAACCUUAACGGACAG
Ambispora leptoticha is the source of this 2013-nucleotide messenger RNA. Lineage: Eukaryota; Fungi; Glomeromycota; Glomeromycetes; Archaeosporales; Ambisporaceae. The record is from the annotation of a GenBank genome assembly.